CCAUUUGUCAAGACAUCUCACUUACACGCAUUGCAACACUGAUGCGGAAUUGCCCAUGUAGCGCCAUAAGUAAGAACGAGACAGCCGUAUGAUCAGCAUGCGUACUUUGGUCUGGCAGCACAGAAACGAGUACAGCUCCGAAUACACGUCGUUUUGCCAAAAGCGUAGCAGGGAGCAAAUGAAAAAAAUAUAUAAAUGAGGAAAAAAUUUAGUGAAAUAUUAACGACAAAUAAACCAAGCGCGAGCAACGCCGCUUUAGUAAAAAUCGACAGAUUUAAUAAUUGCGUGCGUUGUGCAAGUGUCUAAAAUUCGACCAACAGGAAUCCCUUCCCUACAGAGCAAUAAAGUGCAUACAGUAAUUAAGUGAUAAAAACCGAAUAGCGUGGUAAAGUGUCGAAUAGCGUAACUCUGUAAUGCAGCUGGCCUGGCAGUGACGCCGCAUAAGUAUGGCACCAGCGCUCACGGCCGAGCCACUGAGUCCCAAGGAGAAGCUAACAAACAACGCAUCCCCUGCCACCGGCACGCGGCAGUCUGUACGAAAAUUGGACUCGCCCAGUGAAACGGCCAAGAAGCCAAUCUCUUUGACGGCCACGACACGUGUGACACGCUCCAAGGACGCGGCACAGCGUAUGGGCUCGCCGAUUGUGCAGGUCAAUAACAACAAGCGCAAAUCCAAUAAUCAUACCAACAACAAUAACAACAGCGAAGCCAAAACCGUGGAGCAUCAAAUGGGCCUGAGCGCUGCAACCACACAUACAAGCAGCGACGGCAGUGCAGGCGUCUCCUCGAGCUCCAGCUCCAGCAACAGCGGUAGCAUUAACAUCAACGACGUAGGUGUAGCAGCAGCAGUAACAGUGACACCAGCAGCGACAGCCGAUAACGCGUCCACCGAGCACAAUAAUAACUGCAAGGACAACUCAACGGCAGAGCUGCUGGCAAAUUUAACAAGCGAAUUUGAGGAGGCCAUCACAGCUGAGAUUUGCCUGCGGAAAACACUGCCCGAGGUGAGCCACAGCAAGGAGCAGUCAGCCGAAACUGAAGCAGCUGCCGCAGCAGCUGUGGCUGCAGCCGCUGCUAUAGCACAUUCCGUGCAGUUGCUGGAGCCCGCGUUAAUGGCAGAAACCGAAGCCCAGUCCCAGUCCACAAGUGCGGCGGCAGCAGCAGCAGCGGUGGCGGCAACACUAACAACAACAACGACAGCUACAGCAACACUCACAGACGCUCUGCAGCGGUUGGCGUGGCCGGAAAUACCGCUGCCACCCAAUGCGGAGAAUGCGGCGGAUUUAACUGUUGCUGCUGCGAAAAUUUCAGAUUCUAUUGAAGAAUGUCUUAGUCAACUCGAUGGCAGCCCCAGCGUUGUAUUGCCGCCCAACGUGGCUAAAGGCGAACCGGCGAUGGAAGCCAGCGUUGUGGCGCCGACGAUGUCGACAAGGCAACAACAGCAACCACAACAACAGCAACCACAAGAACAGCAGCAACAAGAACAGCAGCAACAGUUGCUGACGCAGUUGCAACAGCAGCAACAGCAGCAACAGUUGCAAUUACAACAGCAACAACAAUUGCAACAGCAACAACAACCGGAGAUACUCGCCUCACCUCAGCAUUCAACAACUGCGCGUCAGUCCGGCGCAGUGCUGACGCCGCAGAGCACGACGAGCUCGAUAAACUUUCUUAAGGAUGGCGGUGCUGGCGCCGUGCUCGAGGAUCAGGAUAUUGAGGAGGUUUUAAAGGCGCUCAAAACAUUUGACAGUGCGCACGUCAAUCCGGAUACAAUCUAUAAUUUCCUUGACGAAAUGUAUUUCCCAUGCAACGAGGACGAAGCAGCGGCCGGCGCCGGAACAGUUACAACAACAACAGCGUCAGCUGGCCCAAUUGCAUCAACAGCAGCAGCAGCAGGAACGCCAGCAUCGACUAUUGCCGGCAUCCAAGAUAUGCUGGAGUCAAAGCCCAGUUGUAGUACAGGAAUCGUGGCGCGUCCCUUGCAGGAAUGCCAUGCAGAGCUCGAACAGCAACAGUAUUUGCUGAUGCGCAAGAUUGACUUCCUGCUGCGGCGCAUGCGCAAGUUCCAAUCGCGUCAUAUGUGCCGUCAUGCCAGCGACGAAGUGAGCGGCAUUCUUGAAUGGGCGGCGCGCACCUCGCAUAAAGCAGCAUCCGGCGCGCCGGUACGCAGCGCCAAGCUGAGCGAACGAGAGGAGACCGUCUUGUCGAUUGUAUCUGGGCGACCGAAUAGCAGCUUCUGGGAGGAACAGACCAAACACCCACUGCCUGCCAGUCAGAUGUGCAAUGUGCUGCGGCACAUUGAGACGGCGGCGCGUAAACAACAAAUUUGCCAUACAACUGGCGGUGGCUCUGCAUCGCUGGCGUCCUCCUCAACGUGGUAUAGCGGGGCAGCACAGCCGGGCAAACGGGCGCGCAAAACACAACAAGUGGACACUGCCAAUGUGAACAGCAGUACUAUACCAGCUGGAGUCGAUGGCGUCUUGGCUCCACGCCCCGACGAGAUUGUGCCGAACUUUGAUAGCUAUGUGACCAGCGAAUUGACCCAUGUGGCGGGCUUGUUGCACACUGAAAUGCGUGAGGUGCAGAAUGCCAUCGACUCGGACGCCACUGAAUCGAGUUCUGGCGGCGACUCUGCCGACGAGAUGGUCACCUACAAUAAUUCCCAGCAGUUGUCAUUGCCAAUCGCGCGACGUGCCGUAUGGCGCUAUUCGCGAGAGCGUGCUAUCAUAGCCCUGCGCUGGUCCUGGCUGAGCGCUCAGAUUGCCGAUCUGGAGAUAAAAAUCCGGCAGCACAACGACGUCUACAACGAUCUGUGUCGCACCAAGGGCGAUGUACUCUUGGAACCGACAAAGACGCCAAAGAACGGGUACACGGAGCAACCGGCGCAGCCUGCGUUACACCUAGAUCCCGAACAGGCAUCCGAUGAUUGGCUAUGCAGUCGGGCGCGUCCUUUGGUACUGUCAGAGUUUCGCAAACGUAAACUCUUCCAGACCACAAAUAUGCACACAAUAUCUAAGAAGGCAGCACGUCCCAGCAACAUCAAAUGCGGCUGCCAAUGGCCGCAGGUGCCGUGCACUUUGUGCACCGGCCGACCGGAUCCGACGGCGCCAAGAGAUCUACCCGAAACAUUGAUGCCCCAAAACCGUGUAGCGCUGCUCGACCCCGGCUAUCAUCCGGUGCUGAGCUUCUCCAAUGAUGUUUGCCAGUCGGUGCAUUUGGAAGCGAUUAGCCGUCAGCCUGAUUGGCAAUAUCGUGUAAUGCGUAGCCAGGCCAAGGCGAUUGUCAAGAGCGUCUGGAAGGCUGAGCGCGAGGCGAUUGCCUCUGCUGGCGGUGGCACUGGCGGAAGUGCCGGACGGAGACCCGGGGAGACGACCAAGCGCCGCUAUGUGCGCCGUAAGGAGCGCAACAAUAAUAGUCAAAACAAAGUAAACAACGGCAGCAACAACAACAAUAACAAUAACAACAAUAAAGAAUCAACUACCCAAAAUAAUAAUAUCAACAAAAACAACGGCGUGAGCAGUGGACCUGGGCACGUAGGAUUGGAUAGUGGAAACGGUACUGGUACUGCUACUACUUCUUCUUCUUCUACGCCUACCACAACGCCGCUUGUGGUCAACAUGGGCAAAAAGGAGCGUCAAUCAGCCACGAAUCAAGUCGGAGCGCUGCCCGACUCCCAACAACAACAACAACUAAAUAGCUUCGCACUGAUCUCCGGCAACAGCGGUAAAAAGCCACGCAAAUCAGGCUCUAAAUCUCAUCAAACGCAUUCAACACACAUUAACAACAACAGCAGAAGCAGAUGCAGCAGCAGCAGUCAACAGGCCAGCGUUGGGGAUAACAGCAACAGUCGCCUUACCGGAGAUUCGCAGUGGGAGCAACACAGUCGCCGCAAUUCUUCCGAAACACACGGGCACCGUAGUGAACGCACUGCAGAGAGACGUAAUCGUCUUAUCUACGACAUUGACAACAUCGUUAUACCCUACAGCAUGGCCGCACAGACGCGUGUCGAAAUACUGCCCUACAAGGAGAUACCAACACCAAAGUGGCGUAUUGUGGAUAGCGAUACUGAGCAACAAUCUCCGAAUAAAUCUGGUAAUGCCGAAAAGUUGACCAAUGGCUGUGUGAAUGCAAAGGAGGAGAAAGAACUGGUGACUGACGAAAAGAAAGCACCAAUAGCAGUAGCAACAACAACAACGGAAACAGCAACAAUAGAAACUGCAACAACAAUAGCAACAGCAACAGCAGCAUCAGCACCAACAACACCCGCACAAACAACAGCAACAGCAAGUGAAACAACAGCAACAACAUCGCCCGCUGCAACAGUAACAACAAUGCCCAAGUUAAGCAACAACACUGAAAAGAAAACAUCAAGCAAAUCCCCAACUAAACUAAAUGGCGUGAAGCAAUCGAUCAAGAAGAAGAAACGACUGGCAGAGACUGGGAAGUUGUCAAAGGAGCAGACAAAGCAGGCACUAAGUAAUGGACUGUUAAAUGGAAAACCAGAAGAGUCGGCAAUUGAAACCAAGGAGCAGCCGCUGAAGGAGAAAUCCGAGCUGUUGAAAAUUGAGAGCAAGGAACUAAAAAGGAAGCAAGCACCUCUCAAUGGUAAAACCAAAAAGCACAAUAAUAAAAUCCCUGUAAAUAAUAAUGUAAAUAAAGCAAGCUCAGCUGCUGCCACGCCUACGCCUGCUGCUCCUGCUACUGCUGCUGCCGCUGUUACUAGCAAGGACGCUACGGCGCCAAAUGUAGCAGAUAAACCCACUGCUAAAUCUGUUGAACCACCUAAUAAGCGACCCAAACUGCAGACGGCGCACAUCUCAGAAGACAAGACCGAAAAGAAAACGGAAGAGCCAAUAGCAGAAGCAAAGGACGCAGCUGCUCCCGCUGCUGAUGUUGUGGAGAAUGAUGAUGAUGAGGUGGAAGACCUCUCGGAUGAGGCGUACAUAGCACGGCAUCAGAUUGCUCUCAUCGAGGAACGUCGACGUUUCGAGACAUUCUUAAAGUUCCCCUGGAGCACUCGGUCGCGUGCUAAUCGACGUGUGGACAGUCGGGCUGAAUCGAGCGGCGCGAAUACACCGGAUCCAGCGUCGCCGGCUGCUUCACAGCUGACCGGACCUACCGCUGACAAUGAGAGCAUACCCUCGCCGCUGGCACAGAACAUGAUGCAGAAUCCGCUCGAUGGCAUCGCACCUGAGGGCGAGACCACAAAGCGACGUCGCACCACAUCCAGCAAGCUAAAGGAUCACGAGCGUCGUAGUGCCACGCCAGAUACCCGAGACGAUCCGCCUCCAUUUGAGCCGUUAAAUUUUCCUCUCUCCGAGGAGGCCUAUCAACGACUGCUCGCCGACACAAGCCCCGAGCCCAAAGAGCCAGCGACACCGGCAACCACCAGCGUCGCAGCCACCGCUUCGGGCAAGCGAAUCAAAAGCAAAUCGGUCUCUUCUAAUGGAGAUGGCACUACGACCAGCUCCAGCAGUCGACGCAGCAGCAAAGCAAAGGCCACCAAUUCCGGCAAAUUGACGCGGCUUAAUGGUGGCAAAAAUGCUGCAAAACAAGCUGCGACAAAAUCAGUUCACAGCAAUGGCGGCCAGGAGGAUGGCUAUGACGAUGGCAUUGACUAUCUGCCAGAAGCGGAUGAGGAUGAGGAGGAGGAGAUGCUGCUGCUAGAGGAGGAUGAUGAUUAUCAUCAUUAUCUGGCGCCACCAGAGGAUGAUCAAGUGCCAGGCACAAGCACGAACGAUGCAAAUGCCUAUAACUCGAGCAUCGAUGCUUAUUUAGGCGAGGGUGAGGGACUCGACGAUGAGGAUCUGGUCGAUGAUCCAUUCAUGGACGAUGAUCCCAAUGAUCCCGAAUGGAAGCGCAACAUCGGUGUUCGCCAUGAGCGCAUGCGCAAGCGUGUGUAAGCAACGUGAAGUGAGUAAUGAGUAGCAUGCAAUGUGUGGAGAGUGGAGAGAUGCCGGCAGCAGGUGCUUGCACACCUGGAGAGAAGAGUAGCUAGCAGCGGUUGGUGAUGAAGCAACUGUGAGAGAGCGAAAAGCGAGCAGCUGCAGCCGGCAAUGAAUAGCGACUGAAAACUGGCGAAGUAGAAUCCAAAGCUAUUUAAAUCGUGUGAAAUGUGAACUUGAACUUUUAAAUGAAUUCGUCAAAAUUUUAAAUGGAAUCGCCUCACAGCUUCAGGGCGAGAUAUAUUUUAACAUGUUUUCCAAUUACUUUUCUAUUUAAAGAAAACAAAAAAAUAGCGAGAGUUUAACUUGAAAAUUAACAACAAAAACUCAUUGCAAAAUAUUUGUAAGCAAUUUUUAAGUUAUUUAGUUUUAAACAGCAUAUAUGAUAUAAAAACCGAAAACAGAAACACGCCACACAAACGAAAACAUGAAAAAACAAAAUCAAAUGUAAAUAGAGAGAAAAAUAAACGAGCUAAACAGUAAGAGAUAUGUAUGUAUGAAACUAAUGGAUAAAGCUAAUGAUAGACAUAAUAAUACAAUAUUAGGUUAACACACACACACACACGCUUGUUUGAAAGUUAAAGUUAAAGAGAAGAAAACCUCACUUGGGGCUACAAGCCAAAAGUGUGCUACCUUUAAAAUAUAAAGAUAUAUAUAUUAUAUAUUUAACUAGUUAUAUGUAGAUCGCAUGAUCGUAAAAAAGAAUAGGAAGAAGAAACCCUAUAAUUAUUCAUUUUUGAUUUUUAACUUGUAAUCGCGCACCUCAACAACAACAACAAUAACAACAAAUGUAAAGUUUUUGCCGUUUUAAAUAAUAAUUCAGCCUGAUCCCUUUUACCCCUAUAAAUUAAUCGAUCUAUUAAUUAUUAACCAGUUAAAACAGACAUGCUUAUAAAUAUCUUUACACAAAAAAAAAAAAAAAAAAAAAAAAAAUAUCAUUUAUAUAUGUAUAUAUAUAUAUAUAUAUGUAUAUAUAUAUAAUAGAUUUACAUAGUUGCGCCUCCAAAAUGAAUUCAUGUAUUUAGUUAUAUAGGCGCUUUAAUUUCUAUUUCUACUUUUUAAACAAACAAAAUAGUUGUUAACUGUAAACACUUAAACUUAAAGAAAAAAUUUAACUUUAAAGAAAAUUCAACACAAAAACACAUAUAUAUAAGAAAUAGAUGGGAUAAUUUGUGUAAUCCUCUUGAAAUGUUAAAUUUAUAUUUUUUCCAUUUUCUAUAUAAAUAUGUAUUUUGCUUUUUUCGUUUUAAA
Molecule: messenger RNA, 7196 nt
Organism: Drosophila mojavensis
Lineage: Eukaryota; Metazoa; Arthropoda; Insecta; Diptera; Drosophilidae
Gene: nsl1
Exons: 11
Coding region: 447-5903 (1818 amino acids)
Cellular component (GO): NSL complex
Molecular function (GO): histone acetyltransferase binding
Source: RefSeq, a predicted model, not a curated record